AUGGCAACAAACGCUGUGCCGGACACACAGCUGGGUCUCUCAGCAGAGGAGAUACAGCUGCUGAGGCAGGGCCAAGCAGCACUCGGAGGAGGAUCGACGAGCUCCCGCGCCGCCAGCAGAGCCAGUAGUCAGGGCCUACUGCUACUAGACAGCUCUUCUCUUGCUGCUCUGGGGAGGUACUUUGAUCGUUUGAUGGCGAACAUUGAACAGAACAUACAAUAUCUCAGCGAGCAAGCACAAAUGUUCACCCAAGUUCAAUAUGAUCGAGCCGGAAACAUCAUUGAUGGCGCCGACGCAGAAAUCGCGAGAUACCAGCAGAUUCUAGUGCAACUUGACGAGUUGGAGACGGAUUUUGACCGAAUAGCCCACAUCAAAGAAAUCGUCAAGGGUUAUCGGUCCAGAGUUGAGGAACUCGAACGAGAUUUGGAGACGAGUGGAUCGUCAAGUCGGCACCACAAGCACUCGUCUCACAAGCAUUCGCAUUCGCAUUCUCACUCGCAUAAACACGGUUCAUCUCACAAGAGCAGGCACUGA
This is a messenger RNA of Pochonia chlamydosporia 170, 534 nucleotides long. RefSeq names its product ead/Ea22-like protein domain-containing protein. Gene Ontology annotation, biological process: endosome organization. Gene Ontology annotation, cellular component: BLOC-1 complex. The record is from RefSeq and is a predicted model, not a curated record. Bases 1 to 534 code for a protein of 177 amino acids. The transcript has a single exon. Lineage: Eukaryota; Fungi; Ascomycota; Sordariomycetes; Hypocreales; Clavicipitaceae.